Penicillium robsamsonii is the source of this 366-nucleotide messenger RNA. RefSeq lists its product as uncharacterized. The transcript has a single exon. The record is from RefSeq and is a predicted model, not a curated record. NCBI's taxonomy places the organism in Eukaryota, Fungi, Ascomycota, Eurotiomycetes, Eurotiales, Aspergillaceae. Bases 1 to 366 code for a protein of 121 amino acids.
AUGCACCAGGUUAGGCCUGCUCAGGGUAUGAGCCACCCAAUGCCAAAGUCUGGGGCCGACUUCAAGGUCCACAAGCUCAACCGUGCCCGUACAACUCCAUACAAUAGUGUGCCUAACUGUGUUGUCACUCCUGUAUUCUUCUCUGAUUGGUUUCUUUCAUGUUACUCAGAUGUAUUGGCCCUUUCUUAUAUCCCUACGGGCGUUAAGGUCAUUUUCAAUGUUGUUCACUCCGAAAACAUGGUCGUUCAUCAGCCACAAGGUGCACGCAGAACUGGUCGGCACGACGCUUGCGUCUUCGUGCAGUGCUAUCCCUCUUCUUUCCCUGUGCCGCUCCUCUUCCCCUUCCUCUACCUCUCCCAGGCCUAG